This is a messenger RNA of Rhinichthys klamathensis goyatoka, 1312 nucleotides long. RefSeq names its product gastrula zinc finger protein XlCGF57.1-like. The coding region runs from base 37 to 1296 and encodes 419 amino acids. The record is from RefSeq and is a predicted model, not a curated record. Gene Ontology annotation, biological process: regulation of transcription by RNA polymerase II. The transcript has a single exon. Lineage: Eukaryota; Metazoa; Chordata; Actinopteri; Cypriniformes; Leuciscidae. Gene Ontology annotation, molecular function: DNA-binding transcription factor activity; RNA polymerase II cis-regulatory region sequence-specific DNA binding.
AAAUUUUGACAAUUUAAUGUGUUCACUUUAGGUCUGAUGGAGGUGAAAGAGGAAUGUCAAGAAAUAAAUGAAGUGGAGGAGAAACACCAGUAUCCGGAACCUCGCAAUUUUAAACCUGAAGGAAAAUCUUUGACUUUUGUGAAUUAUUAUGUUCAAUUUUUGAAAAAAAGAUCUCAAAGAAAAGAGGUGCAACAUUCUUUCACAUGCAAUCAGUGUGGAAAGAGUUUCCUUCGUAAACAACUCCUCGUUGACCACAUACGAAUUCACUUGGGGUUGGAGCCCUUCACAUGUGAUCAGUGUGGAGAGAGUUUUGUGCGUAAAGCCCUCUUGAAUGAUCACAUGAGAAUCCACACCGGAGAGAACCCUUUCGCAUGCCUUCAAUGUGGAAAGAGUUUCUCUAACGAGGGAGACCUUAAGCUUCACAAGGAAAUUCAUAUUGGAGCGAAACCUUACAGCUGUAAUCAGUGUGGAAAGAGUUUCAGACGUAAAGGACUUCUCAAUGAUCACAUGAGAGUUCACACAGGAGAAAACCCUUAUUUAUGCGAGCAGUGUGGAAAGAGUUUCAUUCGUAAAGCACUCCUGAAUGAUCACAUGCGAAGUCACACCGGAGAGAAGCCUUACAGAUGCUCUCACUGUGGGAAGGGAUUCACACUUAGAGGAAACCUUAAUUGUCACAUGAGAAUUCACACUGGAGAGAAGCCUUACAAAUGUGAUCAAUGCGGGAAGAGUUUCACAUUAAAAGGAAAACUUAAGCAUCACUAUAGAAUUCACACUGGAGCGACACCUUUCACAUGCAGUCAGUGUGGGAAGAAUUUCACACAGUCAGAGAGCCUUACGUAUCAUCUGCGCUCUCAUGCUGGAAUAAAGCCAUUUAUAUGUGAUCAGUGCGGUAAAGCAUUUAUUUUGGGAUCACGUUUAAAACAACACAUGAACGUUCAUGCAAAUGAGAGGCCUUACAUUUGUUCUGUUUGUGGAAAGACUUUUUCACGUCUGGACUGUUUUAAAAUGCACCACAAAGUUCAUACUGGAGUGAAAUCUCAUGUGUGCUCUGAGUGUGGGAAUAGUUUCGGCAGAGCCGGCGACUUGAAAAUUCACCAAAGAAUCCAUACUGGAGAAAAACCGCACAAGUGUUCACAUUGUGACAAGAGUUUCAAUCAGUUAGGACAGCUGAAAAUACAUGAGCGAGUGCACACUGGAGAGAAGCCGUACCAGUGCCCUUCAUGUGGAAAGAGUUUCAGCUCAUCAAGUGCUCGACAGACUCAUGUAAAGAAGCAUUGUCCAAAAUUGUCAAAGUGAGCUAUCUGAUCUACAA